CCGGACCGCACCGCACCGACCGCACCGCACCGCUCCCGCCCCGGCCGGGAGCCCCUGGCCCACCAUGACCUUCAAGCAAGCGUCCAUGAUGGCCCCGGAGGCCACGGCCAGCACGCUGCCCAUGAGCACCAUGGAGAACUCCACGGAGGCUGCGGGGCCGGGCGAGAGCAAGGAGGACAUGUUCACCAAGCUGAGGGACAAGUUCAUGAAUGAGCUCAACAAGAUCCCCUUGCCACCCUGGGCCCUCAUCGCCAUCGCUGUCGUGGCCGGACUCCUCAUCCUCACCUGCUGCUUCUGCAUCUGCAAGAAGUGCUGCUGCAAGAAGAAGAAGAACAAGAAGGAGAAGGGCAAAGGCAUGAAGAAUGCCAUGAACAUGAAGGAUAUGAAGUCAGGCAACCAGGACGACGAUGAUGCAGAGACGGGUCUGACAGAGGGGGAAGGUGAGGAAGAGGAGAAGGAGCCAGAGAACCUGGGCAAGCUGCAGUUCUCACUGGACUAUGAUUUCCAGGCAAACCAGCUCACAGUGGGGAUCCUCCAAGCUGCUGAACUGCCAGCUUUGGACAUGGGUGGCACCUCAGACCCCUAUGUCAAGGUGUUCCUGCUCCCUGACAAGAAGAAAAAGUACGAGACCAAAGUGCAGAAGAAGACCCUCAACCCUGCCUUCAAUGAGACCUUCACCUUCAAGGUGCCCUACCAGGAGCUGGGUGGGAAGACGCUGGUGAUGGCCAUCUACGACUUCGAUCGCUUCUCCAAGCACGACAUCAUCGGGGAGGUGAAGGUGCCCAUGAACACAGUGGACCUGGGCCAGCCCAUCGAGGAGUGGCGGGACCUGCAGAGUGGAGAGAAGGAGGAGCCAGAGAAGCUGGGAGACAUCUGCAUCUCCCUGCGGUACGUGCCCACGGCUGGGAAGCUCACUGUCUGCAUCCUGGAGGCCAAGAACCUGAAGAAGAUGGAUGUUGGGGGCCUCUCAGAUCCCUACGUGAAGAUCCACCUGCUGCAGAAUGGCAAGAGGUUGAAGAAGAAGAAGACCACAGUCAAGAAGAAGACCCUGAACCCCUACUUCAAUGAGUCCUUCAGCUUUGAGAUCCCCUUUGAGCAGAUACAGAAAGUGCAAGUGGUCAUCACAGUGCUGGACUACGACAAGCUGGGGAAGAACGAGGCCAUCGGCAAGAUCUUCACGGGCUUGAACUCGACGGGCACGGAGCUGCGGCACUGGUCCGACAUGCUGGCCAACCCGCGGCGGCCCAUCGCGCAGUGGCACUCGCUCAAGCCGGAGGAGGAGGUGGACGCAGCUCUCGGCAAGAACAAAUAG
Messenger RNA from Camarhynchus parvulus, 1312 nucleotides. RefSeq names its product synaptotagmin 2 (gene SYT2). Gene Ontology annotation, molecular function: calcium-dependent phospholipid binding; phosphatidylserine binding; clathrin binding. The record is from RefSeq and is a predicted model, not a curated record. Lineage: Eukaryota; Metazoa; Chordata; Aves; Passeriformes; Thraupidae. The transcript has 9 exons. Gene Ontology annotation, biological process: regulation of calcium ion-dependent exocytosis; cellular response to calcium ion; regulation of dopamine secretion. The coding region runs from base 65 to 1312 and encodes 415 amino acids. Gene Ontology annotation, cellular component: synaptic vesicle membrane; dense core granule; axon.